This is a messenger RNA of Linnemannia hyalina, 5628 nucleotides long. The record is from the annotation of a GenBank genome assembly. Lineage: Eukaryota; Fungi; Mortierellomycota; Mortierellomycetes; Mortierellales; Mortierellaceae.
AUGGCUUCGAGGGGCACCAUGCGUCCACCCAACGCACCUCUACAUCAACAACAAUCACAACAACAACAACAACAACAGAGACGAGAAGGACAUAAUAUACCCACAGGGACGAACAACGAGAACGUCUUCAAGGCUCCAUCACUACUCGGCCUACCCUCUUCCAUUAAACGAAAACCUUCUCACACUGAACUCAAUCCCAACGCUAAAGUCCACCUACGACGCCAAUCCACCACAGAGAACAUUCAUAACAAUAGCAAUGGCGGAGCUACAACAAACGCGACAACUGCCACCACCACCAGCAACAUCACAACCACCCCAACGGUACUAGGAACUCGGCCGUUGUCGUCGCUGGACCAUGAUGCCAACACUGCGGCCCUCCCUACCUUGAUACUAGCGCCCUUUGAGCCUUCACCUUGGCUCGAGUUUGGGAAGGUCGUGGUUGGGUCCAAAAAGACGGUUUCGAUGAUGGUUGAGAACCCAGGCGAGACGACGGAGCGUUUGGUGCUGGAUCCCGGUUGCAAGAUGGAGGAGAAGGGUUUCAACAUUCUUCAACUGGAUCCUCUUCAUACCGCUGGAAGAGCUAACACCGUUGAGUCUUUGACUCUAGGGCCAAAGUCCAAGAUGGAACUCACGAUCACCUGGACACCCCUUGUUGCUGGAAGUGUCAGAGCCAGCGCCCUCCUCAGGACCAGUAACGGCCGCUGUAUGGUGAAUCUUCGUGGAACUGGAGACGUUCCUAUUCCUGAAUAUCAAAGUCUGGGCAGCUCAACCCGAAAGAUGAUGUCGGCCAGCACUCGCAGUGUCAAGGAUCUGGGCGCAUCGGUAUUUCAACCCAAGAGCAGCACCUUGAAGCAGAGCAUGAUGCGACACAGUGUUGCACGGACAGCGUUACCAAACACAUCACCAGCACCAGGAGGAUACAGCACUUUGCCCUAUGUCACCAGCAACGAGAUGUACGACGAAAAGUGGAUCGACAAACAGGAACGGUCGUUUUCACAGUGGCUCAACUACGAGUUCCACGUCACUGUCGACUCUUUCUCACCCAAGGACCCCUCAUCAUGGAGCUACUACUCCCACAAGUUUGAGUACGAACACACUCGGGCGGCUGCAUUCAAGAUCUACCAGUCUGACAGUUUUCGGAUCGUCCUCCGCAAGGUCGAAGAGUCCAUUGCGCGGGACCGGCUACAACUCCGAGCAGACUGUAAUUUUGCGGGAGAUGUCGCUGCCAGGCGAGAGGUCAUUGACCUUUUCUUCUCGUUCGACAUUCGUUGGCUUGUUCUUGGUCUGGAGACCAUCACCGGCAAGGCCACUGCCAUCAACCCCAACUUUGACCGCCCCACCAUCUCUGGCUUUAUCAACAAGGCCGUUUUUCACGACAAACAAAUCGAGGCGGAACUUGAGCCAGACAGGGUUCUUUCCAAUCGACCCAAGUUUUACCAGACCAUGAACAGGCUGAUUCUCAAGAGGAUCUUUAUGUUGAUUCUGUUCCUCGACAAGGCCAAAACCGCCCGAUUGAUCCCCUCUGAUCCAUGUCUGUUCAACAAGGAUUCGGAUAUCAAAUCUUGUCGGACGUUGCUUCUGACAAUCUCCAAGACCUAUCUCAUGGGCGAAGGAGACAUUAUUCGACAUCUCAUAUUCAUGGGAUACUCUGUUAUUCAUAAUCAGGCACCGCUGGAUGAGUUUGACUUUACCGUCAAGAACCUGGCCGUCGAUCUGCGUGAUGGUGUUCGACUUUGUCGCCUUAUUGACCUGCACUGCCCCGAGCUCAGCCUCAGUCAGAAAAUGAAAUUUCCAACGCUCUCCAAGACGCAUAUGCAGCAAAAUGUGAACUUGGCACUAAGCGCACUAGUUACUCAAGGCAUUUCGUUAGAGGGCACUCGUGGCGGCGUUGUCACCCCUCGCGACAUUGUGGAGGGUCACCGUGAAAAGACUUUUGGACUGUUAUGGAAGCUGAUCCUGAAUUGGAAGGUUGCCGUGCUUGUUGACCUUAGCGUGCUCGAGGCAGAGAUUGCGGCGCUGAAGGCAGAAUAUAAGCGAAUCUAUGGAGUCGACCAACCCGACCGCGUCGAUACGGUAUACUUCACUUCGGAUCAACUGUCAGCACUUCUUCGCUGGUGCCAGGCUAUAGGGGCGUUCUACAAUCUCUCAAUCAACAACUUUACAACAUCAUUUGCCGACGGGCGUGGUUUCGGAGCGCUUCUGAGCUACUACCACCCUACACUUCUCGAUAUGACCGAGAUGAAGGACUCUGCCCGUUUCUUGAGCGAGUACAAGCAGGGGAUGCACCAACCUGAGCUCGAGAUUACAGGAGGCGCUGACGGGAAGGGAUGGUUUAUUGAUACCAAGGAUGUCAAGGACCCGAUUACCCAGUCCAAGGAGAUGGAUCGCUUUAACUACCGACUCCUACACACCAAAGUCCAAGCGCUAGGCGGUGUUCCUAUCACACUACGCCAUGCAGACAUGUCGAAUGUGGGAGUGCCGGAUGAAAAGGCGGUCAUCCUGUUUGUGACCUACCUCUGCGCGCGACUGAUGCAUCUCAACAAGGACAUUCGAGCUGCCAAGACAAUUCAGCGGAUCUGGCGCAAGAAGCACUAUGGCCGCAAGGAGGAGACCAGGGUCAAGGCGACAGUCGUUAUCCAAAAGCACAUCCGGAGAUAUUUGUCCGGCAGGCAUGUCCACAAGAUCAAGGAGCAGAAGAUCGACGCCGCUCUCUUAAUCCAGACGGGUUGUCGCGCUUACCUUGCUCAGACGCGCGCGAUCCAAAAGAUGGAGACUGUGAUGACCUUGCAAACCCAGUGCAGGGCGUUCUUGGCGAGGAAGCAAUUCUUGGAGAUGCAAUGGGCUGCCCUGACGGUGCAGCGGUACUACCGUGGACAUGCUACCCGUCAACAUUAUGCGCCAAUCUUUGAGGAGUACCGGAGUUCUCGGGCGAUUCAGGCGCAAGCUCGCGGAUAUAUCGUCCGGAAACAGUUUCUUUUGCUCAGGAUUGCUGCUGAGAUUGUCCAGUCCAGGCGACGUGCAUUGGUCGAGGGCCGUAGAGUUCGCCAGCUUUAUAUUGAGAUUGUAUCUGCCUCUGUAGUCAUUCAGCGGACAUGGAAGGCCACUGUUGCUGGAAGAGCUGUUCGUCAGCAGUUUGUCCAGCUUCGGAGUUGGGCUGUUGCCCUUCAGGCGCAGGUCCGGUCCAAGUUGGAACGUCACGCUUUCCUGGAGAAACAAUGGGCUGCGGUGAUUAUCCAGCGACGGUGGAGGAUGCGUGCCCUGGCCAAGAAUCAGCAGCUGCGGUACCAGGAACUCCAAUGGGCAGCACGCACGAUUCAGGCUGGAUGGAGGGCUGUCGUGGCUCGCCGCGACGCCCAGUACAAAUACCAGACGCUGCAAUGGACUGUCGUCCAGAUCCAGACUACCUACCGUGCCAAGGUUGUCCAGUUCCAGUACCGCCAGCUGCGUGCAGCUGCUAUUGCGGUUCAGCAUCGUCGGAGGGCGCUGGUUGAGGGGCGCGAGCAAGAGUACCGGUUCUUGCAGAUCCGUGCUGCUGUUCGGGUCAUUCAGGAUCGUCGACGGGCUCUUUUGCAGGGACGUAAGACCAGACAAGAGUACCAGGAGCUGCGGUCGACAUUUAUCCGCUUCCAAGCAGCGAUUCGUGGAUACCUUCUUCGUCAGAGACUUAUCAAGGUCAUGCAGGAGAAUCAGGCCGCGAUGACGAUCCAAGCUGCUUGGAGAGGUCACGUCCAACGAAAGGCCUACUUGCGCACGAAGGCAGCGUCUAUUGUCAUUCAGCAGAAAUGGAGAGCUGUCCAGCACCGCCGACGGGAGCAGCACAUGUACGACGAGUACCGAUGGGCAGCGAUUGUCACCCAGCGCUGGUGGCGUGCUUGCAAGGCUGGCCAUGAGACAAGGCAGCAGUACAGGAAGCUGCGUGAGGCGUCAAUUGCUGUUCAGUCGAUCUACCGCGGACAAGUUGCCAGACGAGAGGCGUUGGGUCUACAGACGAUAGUGCGUGUCCAGGCAAUGGUCCGUGCCAGAUUUGCCCAGUGGCAGUACGAGCGACUUCGGCUUGCCGCCUUGGUCGUCCAGACUCGCUGGAGGGCUCGGCAGUCUGGUAUCGAGCAGAGGAUCGUGUAUGACACCAUGGUUCACGCAUCUAUCCUGAUUCAGAGGAAGUGGCGCGCUGUUUUGAAGGGUCGGCAGGUCCGACAGGCCUACCAGGCGGCUCGUGCAUUGGUCGUUGCGACUCAGUCUCAUGCCAGAGGCGCUCUUGUUCGGAAGCAGUAUCAGGAUAUGCGAUGGGCUGCUGUCACGAUUCAGAAAAGGUGGCGCGCUCGUGUGCAGGGACAGGAGCAGAGACGCGUGUAUCUGGAACAGUGGAAGGCUGCCAGGACGAUCCAGACUACCUGGAGGGCGGUGCAGUUGGGACAACAGCAGAGGCAUGCGUACUUGGAUCUGCGGUGGGCUGCCAUUGUCAUGCAGCGGGCCAGGAGAGAUGUUGUACAGACUCGGGCGAUGAACAUGAAGAUUGCGGCUGAGCGACAGGCGGCGGCGCUCCUCAUCCAGACUGGCGCACGUGGGUUCCUUACCCGGAAACGCAUUAUUGCACACCUCGAGGACCGUGAGAGAAUUAUGAGCCGCUGGGUUGAGGUGUCGUCUGCUUCGUUCGCGGCCAUCAGGAUCCAGCGCGCCUGGCGUUCUUACCAGAUCAGGAAGAUGGAGGAGUUGUAUACAUUUGCUGCCAUCAAGAUCCAGCGAUGGUGGCGCGAUUGCCAGGAGCAGUACACGAUCGGCGUGCUCAACCAGCUGACGCUGCAGAUGCAGACUCAGAUCCAUGGAGUUUUGGCUCGUCGACGUGCUCUGCGCCGUAUGGACGCGAUCGUCAAGGUGCAGUCGUGGUGGCGUGGACAUGUCGUCCGUCAGGAUUGUACCGCCAAGAUCAAGGCUGCGCGCAAGAGGAUCGAGCAUGCCAACGCGACGGCGGAGGAGCACAUGAAGCUGGGCAAUCGUACUACCAUGGCGCUGGAUAUCUUGUUGAGCAGUGGUCAGCUCUCCGCUGUUUUGAAGGCCUGCUAUCACCUCGAUGUGGUGACAAGGCUGUCGAAGAACAGUUGUUUGCGUUUGGUGGAGCAUAAUGUGGUCAACAUUAUAUUCCAGUUGAUCAAGUCGUGCAACCGCAGUCAGCCGCACAUGGAGGUUCUGAAGCACAGCCUCAACAUUCUCGAGAACCUUUCCUGGGACCGCGAUACCACCGGAUCUGUCUUCUGGGCACCUGACGGACUAGAGAUUCUGGUCGACACUGCGCAGUCGUACCGCGAGAACGAUAUGGUCUUUGACUCGACCCUGACGAUCAUGUUGAUCCAUUUGGACCAUGAGUUCUUGACGCAGCGCCAGAUCCAGCAGCAGAUUCAACCGGAUAUGGACGGGUACUUGAAGCGGAGGAGGGUCUUCAAGGCCAUGGCGAACGAGGCCAAGAAGCUCAGGGGGAUCCUGACGGUUAUGGAGCGCAAGUUGGAGAGGGAAACCCGCGGUAAGCCGCCUUUGACGGCUACGAGGAUGAGGCAAUUGCCUCAAAACUCUCCCUUGCGGGCGCUGGUUACUUCUGUCAACAAGCUGCGGAGGAUUGGGGAGCUCGUUUUUUAA